CAGUGCCCAGCAGUUCCACCCACCAGUGCCAUAUAUCUGUGCCCAGCUGUGCCACCCACUUGUGCCCAGCAGUGCCACCCACUUGUGCCCAGCAGUGCCACCCACCAGUACCCAGAAGUGCCACCCACCAGUGCCCAGAAGUGCCACCCAUCAGUUCCCAACAGUGACGCCCAGCAGUGCCACCUAUCAGUGCCCAGCAGUGCCACCCAUCACUGCCUUUCAGUAUCACCUAUCAGUGCCAGUCAGUGCCACCUAUCAAUGCCUAUCAGUGCCACCAAUCAGUGCGCAUCAGUGUCGCCUAUCAGUGCCCAUCAG
Molecule: messenger RNA, 315 nt
Organism: Staurois parvus
Lineage: Eukaryota; Metazoa; Chordata; Amphibia; Anura; Ranidae
Source: the annotation of a GenBank genome assembly